Striga asiatica is the source of this 399-nucleotide messenger RNA. Lineage: Eukaryota; Viridiplantae; Streptophyta; Magnoliopsida; Lamiales; Orobanchaceae. The record is from the annotation of a GenBank genome assembly.
AUGGCGGCAGCCUUGUUCUGGCUAUCUGCGCCAUGCCCCUCGCCGCCGAACUUAGUUCGGCUUAGCAAUAGCCGCCACCCUUACAACCCUAUUUUUUCUAAUUUUACUUCUUCACAGGACUAUGGCCGCCGCCCCCCAAUACAUGGAUUCGUUGGUCUUAACAGAAAUUGGAAUAUUUUUAAUCAAUCCUUGGUUAAUCCUGCACCAGCUCUUGCUCCAGAGUUGAAGAGCAGCUUGGAUAAAGUUGUUAACUCUCACAAGAUACUCAAAUCCUUAAAUGUGGCCUUUGAAACCAUCAAUAUCAUGGAGAAUGAGUUAUUGCGUCAGGCGCUGAAAGAGUACUCUAGCUGGCCAACUUUUCCGCAAUUGUACGUUGACAGUAUUGUGGGUAAGUGCUAG